Messenger RNA from Bipolaris sorokiniana ND90Pr, 1680 nucleotides. RefSeq lists its product as uncharacterized. The record is from RefSeq and is a predicted model, not a curated record. Gene Ontology annotation, cellular component: membrane. Lineage: Eukaryota; Fungi; Ascomycota; Dothideomycetes; Pleosporales; Pleosporaceae. Gene Ontology annotation, molecular function: transmembrane transporter activity. Gene Ontology annotation, biological process: transmembrane transport. The transcript is spliced from 2 exons. The coding region runs from base 169 to 1482 and encodes 437 amino acids.
GCAACAACAGCCAACUACCAUCUCAACUCGUCACUAGCCAUCUAACCAAAACCCCUACCCGAUUUUAAACUGCCGAGUUAGAGUACAGCUAUGAGAAAUGACACUGUGAUCACUUCUCCACCUUGAACCACCAAAACCGCGUCCGCGACGCGUAACAUUGCAACAAACAUGGCGCACCAAUCUAGGUCGGACGAGAACUCGCCUCUCCUUGGCGAUAAUAGUAGGACGUUUGUCACUCCAGACCAAGGAGCCUCACAGGAAGAGCCCGAAACAAUGAACAUGCGGUUGAUCUUCAAGAUCGCAGCGGCAAUGUACUCGUUCGCCACACUCGGGCUGUUCAACUCAUCCAUUGGUGCUGUUCUCCCUUUGCUGUCGCAACACUACAACCUUAGCGACAUCCAAGUAUCUUCUAUAUUUCUGGCUGGGCCCAUUGGAUACGUACUUGCCGCGCAGUUCAGUGAUGCCGUACACUACCGGUUUGGUCAGCGGGGUAUCGCUUUUGUGGGUCCCAUCCUGCAAGUCCUUGCUACUGCGACUGUAGCAGUGCAUCCAGGAUUCGGACUGAUACUGGUAGCCUUUGCGUUUCAAGGACUAGGGACUGGGCUGCUAGAUGGGAGCUGGUGCGCAUGGGCGGGGAGCAUGAAGAAGGCGAAUACGAUUUCCGGGCUGUUGCAUGGGAGUUAUUCUGUUGGUGGGGCACUUGGCCCUUUGCUCUUGACUAUGUUGACUGCGAAGCAUCAGCAUUGGUGGACUUGGUAUUCAAUUCUAGCUGAGGCAUGCGCAUUAUCAUUCAUAGUCCAGGUCGCUGCUUUCCGACACGAGAGCGCAUCUGUCUACCGCCAGAGCAAGCAGUCAAAGAUGUCUGAUUCCAAGGUUGACCUUAGGGAAAUCUUCAAGCACCCAGCUACCUGGCUCUGCGCAGCCUUUUUUCUCACCUAUGUUGGCGUGGAAACUUCCAUCUCUGGGUGGGUGGUUUCAUUUAUGCUCCGCGAGCGACAUGCGAGUGACUAUAUAGCUGGUCUCUCUUCCUCGGGCUACUGGAUCGGUAUGGCUAUUGGACGGUUAGUCCUGGGUUUCGCCACGGAUAGGAUGGGCGUACGGCGUGCGACCGUCCUUUACUUCCUCUUUGCUAUCAUUUUCGAAGCUCUGUUCGCAGCUUUCUCAUCUCUGGAGGCCUCCGUAAUUUUCAUGACGGCAACUGGCUUCGUCCACGGUCCGUUGUUUCCCUCUGGAGUUGUAGUGUUGACGCGACUGUUGCCGGCAGAACUACAUGUCGCAGCUGUCUCAUUUGUUGCAUCUCUGGGUCAAAUUGGAGGCGCGUUUUUGCCCUUUGCCAUUGGUGCUGUGGUGCAAGGUCUGGGUAUUGGAGUUUUUCGAUUCGCAAUUCUCGUUGAGACAUUGCUGGCAUUGUUGGUAUGGCUUGCCUUUGCGAGACUUCGUCCGGCGCUCCUUCCCAUAUCUGCGGCACAUACCCAGGACUGAAUGUAGACUAUUCUGCAUCAAGUGGCAUGAUAUCAGCUGUGGUUACGCACCUCCAAAAGUCAGUGGUCCAAUUUAACCAGCUCAUUAAAUAUAAGUGAUUGCAUAUUUCGGAGUAUCAUCCUCAGCUAAAUUUCGCAAGAGUCCAGACGGAAGGGACAUUGUAAUUUAAACUUCAAAGUGAUGUACGUAAGACAGAGG